ACAAUUUCAUCCUUUGAUUUCCUCAUUUCUGCUCUAUCGAUGUCCUUAUAAUCCCAACAGCCAUUCGCUCCUUGCCUUACAAGUUGGAAAACAACAGAAAUCUCCUCUCCUCACGGUCAGCGACCUCUCUUUUCCUUGACGACAGACGACAGACGACAUAAAGUUGAGACGAUCUGUCCCUCCGUCCCGCUUGCCGAUUUAUUUUUUACAUCAAUAAACGCAUUCGCAUCUAUAACCAAUCCGUCUUGGGCCAGCUGUGCUAUAUAAUUCCUUCUUUUCUAUAUCUUAGCCAAGCACGAUUUUCCCACAAUGUCGAGCUCUUUGGCUGCCCUCGAUCCCGCUUCUCUUCCUCUUCCUCCUUCGGCCGAUCCGCAAUCCUCAGCACCUCCAACUCUUCCUGAUCAUCUUCCUGUCGAUAACACUGCUAGUGAAGGUAUUCAGACGGCAAACGAGCUCGACGCAGGAGAGGGGAGCUGGCCCUCAGCAGCACGAGAUCUCAUCCAGUCAUUGCGCACGCAACUCGCUGAUUCUCGACAACUUGUGUCUCAACAAACUACCAAGCUUUCUUCCCUUGCCGAUCUUGCUGUGGAACAUUCGCAGUUGAAAGACAAGCACGCAUUUGUGUCUGCUGCCAAAGAGGCGGUCGAAAGUCAGCUCAAAGAUGAGAUUAAGAAGCGCGAAAUGGCGGAGGAACAGGUCGAAAUGCUUCGAGGUCAAGUGGAACAGGCUCGGAGAGGUGUUAUGACAUUGCAGAAACAAGAAGCGGAAAGGAAACGUCUGAGUGUCAUGAGCGGAAUGGGUCUGGGUUUGGUGCCAAACUUUGAUGAGGAAGAAGUGUUGGUCGGGGAAACGUCGAAGAGGGACAGCAAAAUUUCUCGUCGAACGAGUAUGAUGGGCAGAUCGCACAGGAGGGUUAGCUCCCAGUCAGAACCUGCAGACUUCAGUGCUGCCGCAGAAAGGCAGUCACUUGUGUCCCCGAAGCCACCAGCAGCUCCUCGACUCUCCAACGGCCUUCGAGAGCUCAAACUUGCCGCAACUCCGGCUACAACCUACCCUGCAAGCCCUAGUCCUCCCUCACAGCCUACGCUACUUGGUCAAAGCAGCUACUUUGAGGACUCAGCUUCUCAAGCUGCCAUUGCGUCAGCCAACCGGGAAAAGGCAGCCGCGACGGAAGAGGCUGCCCAACUUCGCUCUGAAUUGCGCCAAGUUCAGCUCAAAUUGGCAGAGAGCGAGGAAUCGAGGGCUGCCACAGAAGUGUGCUUGAAGGCUCUGCGAGAAUUUUUGGCAUCCAACGAGGAUAACGAUAAUGGCCAGAGUGCUGUGGAGGCUCUCAGAGGUCUUUCAUUACCUCCUCUUCCAACAGAUCGUGAUCCAGACGGACAAUUCGACCAGAAGGAAAUGAAACCUACUGGAUGGGGCUUCAAGCUCUGGUCAAACCGCGCUCAACCUCAGUCUCAAUCUUCUUCUGAAGGACUCUCGCCCAGCCGGUCGCGCGCUACUUCUUCUGCUACUAUGAACAAUCCCUCUAUCUCGCCAUUAGCGACACCCGGGGAGGAGGGUGUAAGCGCUGGAUUGGGUGGUUUCGUUAGCAGUUGGACGAAAGGGGUUACCCCUGGGGCUCCCCAGACGGGUGCUGGUGCAGUGAGUGGUGGAUCCGGUGCGAGUGGAGCAUUAGGAGCGCCGCAAGCGCCUCCUAGGAAACUGUCCGGAAUGGGAGGCUUCUUCCGCCGUGCUGCUGCUACUCAACCUCCUCAAGCUGCGGAGAAAGAACUUCCUUUGCCACCCACGCCCACAAAAGUCCUGACCACUGUGAACGAGCAAGGAGGUGAAGUUGAUCUCUCAAGCCCCGCUGUUGGACCAGAGGCAGAGAAGGAGGAGGAUAGGCGUAAAAGCAGUGCAACGACUUUGAGUGAUUUGGAGGCAGAGUUGGGUACUCCUCACGGAAGUAUGGAGGAGAAGAUGGAAGGAGAGAUUGGAGAAUUGAAGGGCAAGGUGGGAGAGUUGGAGAAAUUGGACGAGGUUGAAAUUUGAUCUGGAAUCGUUUAUGUUUUCUGUCGUUCUGCAGGAGAGACUUGACGAGAUCUAUGAAUUGUCAUGUAUGCCAUAGAAACGAAUUUUAUUAUAGAGAAUCAAGGUCAUAUAUGAUAGACGAAC
Messenger RNA from Cryptococcus deneoformans JEC21, 2154 nucleotides. RefSeq names its product expressed protein. The record is from RefSeq and is a predicted model, not a curated record. NCBI's taxonomy places the organism in Eukaryota, Fungi, Basidiomycota, Tremellomycetes, Tremellales, Cryptococcaceae. The transcript is spliced from 2 exons. The coding region runs from base 310 to 2031 and encodes 573 amino acids.